Linum tenue is the source of this 1622-nucleotide messenger RNA. The record is from the annotation of a GenBank genome assembly. Lineage: Eukaryota; Viridiplantae; Streptophyta; Magnoliopsida; Malpighiales; Linaceae.
UCAAGAAGAAGACUUCCUUUCUUCCUCCUUGCUUUUUGUACCGCGUCUUGGUCGAUCGUAGCUGCGUGCCGGUCUUCUUCUCUUUCGCCAUUUGAGGGCUCGAGUUUAAAGUUGGAUUUGGCUCUCCCCUACUCCUAUCUUCUUUUUCCUUCCGUCCAGAAGGGUUCUCAUUUCUCGCUGAAUUCCGCGGUGAAGUUGGAUCCUUUUUGAGGUAGGUUCCUGGGUUUUCUUUCUAGAGCUCUCUUGAUUCUGUACUUGAUUUCUGGUUUCCAGCGGUGUGUUUGUCUUCUUUUUGCUGGAAGGAACAAGGAAAAUAUUGGUCUUCUGAUUUAGGAGUUGAAUUCUGCCUGUGAAUAUAGUAGGAAACGAGUUGAAUUGUGAUCGGGUACAUCUUCGAGUACUUGAUGAUUGUUGAUGUCGGUUGUUCAUAUCAUUGACCUGUUGACUGUUGAGCUUGAAUAGCAACUAAGUAGAAUGAUUUCUGGAUUAGUGGUUCCUAUUACUGGAAGCAGCAUCUUACAUGGGGUUUCCUCCCAGUGAUUCUUUGGCCGAGCUAGGAUGUUGCUCUUGUUAAUACUCUUUGCCUAAUGAAAUUUUCUUGUUUGUGUCUCUGAUUUAUUAGGCUGAGCUGCUACCCCUACCGUCAGUAAGAAAUUGGUAACUGUGCUCUUCUAGUCCACAAGGAGAUGGGAUCCGAAGGACCAAAGUCUGUGGUGAUUCAAGUUACUGGGUUUAAGAAAUUCCAAGGGGUUGCCCUGAAUCCCACCGAGACCAUUGUGAAUAGGCUCGAGGAUUACGUGGCGAAGCGAGGAUUGCCUGCUGGCGUUACACUAGGCAGCUGCACGGUUCUUGAGACUGCUGGAGUUGGAGCCCGAGACAUGCUGUACCAGACCCUCGAAUCGAGCACUGCAACUACUGCUGCAAAUGCUGGAAAGAAUGAGCCAGUUGUUGUGUGGCUUCACUUAGGAGUGAACAGUGUGGCAGUGAAAUUCGCCAUUGAGCGACAGGCAGUGAACGAAGCCACAUUUCGAUGUCCAGACGAGAUGGGAUGGCAACCUCAGAAUUGCCCUAUCAUCCUGGAAGAUGGAGGCACUACCUCUGCAAGAGAGACGUGUUGCUCCAUCGACGAAAUCCUGAAGUUGCUGAAGAAGAAAGGCUUCGACGUGACAAUAUCCGACGAUGCUGGCCGAUUCGUCUGCAACUACGUGUACUAUCACUCCCUGUGGUUCGCCCAGCAGAAGGGCCACAGAUCUCUUUUUGUUCACGUUCCGCUUUUCUCGAGAAUUGAUGAGGAAACCCAGAUGCAGUUUGUGACGGCUGUUGUGGAGGCUAUAGGAUCAACAUGUUAAUAAUGUGUACCCAUUGGUAAAGAUCACUCUAAUCUCUUACCCAAGCUUGUGUGGGUUGUUGUACUGUCAUAUUGAGGUGCCAAGCAAAAGCGGCUCUGUUGCCUCACCAUCGUAAUAAUAGAAAAGGCAAAAUAUGAGAUAGUUACCUUUGUUAAAUCUCUCCUCUUUCUGCGUCCGAAUCCGGAGCCUGUCUCUCUCUCACUCAGUAUGACAAGAAAAUUGAUAGCUUGAUAAAAUCCGGCCAGUUUGUUGUACUUGUUUCUUACAAUAUGC